This is a messenger RNA of Gymnodraco acuticeps, 3314 nucleotides long. RefSeq names its product calcium-responsive transactivator-like. Gene Ontology annotation, molecular function: transcription coactivator activity. NCBI's taxonomy places the organism in Eukaryota, Metazoa, Chordata, Actinopteri, Perciformes, Bathydraconidae. Gene Ontology annotation, cellular component: nucleus. Bases 191 to 1408 code for a protein of 405 amino acids. Gene Ontology annotation, biological process: positive regulation of transcription by RNA polymerase II; positive regulation of dendrite morphogenesis. The record is from RefSeq and is a predicted model, not a curated record. The transcript has 11 exons.
UCGUGUGUCGAAUUACAGUCAGAGAAAUCCACUGUGUUCCUAUUUUCCUCCCUUCAUGACAGACAUUUGUUAUUGUCAAUAUACCCCCAUUUCCUGGUGGCAAUGGACAAAAAUGUACCCAAAUAGAGGGCUGCGCUCAAAAUAAUAAAUAUUAGAAUAAAAGAAGCGCUUUUAUUUUCCAUAUGACAAAAUGUCGGUGGCGUUUUCCUCGGCGCGCCCCAGGAGUAAAGGGGAGGUGACACAGCAAACAAUUCAAAAGAUGCUGGAUGAAAACAAUCAUUUAAUACAAUGCAUAAUGGAUUACCAAAGCAAAGGCAAGACAGCUGAAUGCACACAGUAUCAGCAGAUCCUGCACAGAAAUCUGGUUUAUUUGGCCACUAUAGCAGAUUCGAAUCAGAACAUGCAGACACUACUACCUGCACCUCCCGCUACCAAUAUGUCUUUGGUCUCUGGAGGGAUGGGCCAAAGUGUGGGACAUGCUCCAAGCAACCUCAAUGACAACAUGGCAUCGGGACAUCCCCCCACAUCAAUGAUGCAGAGUCAGAUGAGCAAUGGCCUCAGCCAUGCCCCCAUGCAGCAGUCGGCCAUUCCCUCCGCAUCCCUCAGCCAGCCAGCCAGCAGCUACGGUAGCUCGGCCCCGACCUCUGGUUACAGCCACUCUGCGCCCUCUUCCCAGGGCAGCAUUAUCCAGGGUCCUGGGUCUGGCUAUGGCUCUUCUUCCUCUUCUUCCUCCACACCCUCAGCCUCCUCUUCCUCCUCUCGCAGCAACCUCAACUUGCAGUCUAACCAAGUCUCCAUGAUGCAGCAACAGUCUGCCACUCCACACUACUCCUCAGCCCAGGCUGGGGGCCAACACUAUCAGGGACAGCAGGCCAUGGGUAUGAUGGGUCAGAGCAGUCAAGGAAACAGCAUGAUGUCUCAGAGACCAAUGGGAUCCUACCGUUCUUCACAGCAAGGACCUGCAUGGCAGUGCAUGGGACAAGAAGAGUUCUACGGAGAGCAGUAUGGACACACUCAGAGCUCCAGCAAGCCCAUAAACCGGCAAUAUUACCCUGAUGGUCAUGGGGAGUAUUCGUAUCAACAGUCUUCCUAUGGGGAGCAAGGCUACGACAGAUCCUUUGAUGAAUCUUCACAGCAUUACUAUGAAGGAGGAAACUCUCAAUACAGUCAACAGCAGGCUCAGUAUCAGCAGCCGUACAGCCAGCAGCAGUACUCCUCUCAACAAGGCUACAGCGGACAGCCACAGGGAUACGGUCCUGGCCAAGGUGGAUCCUCGCAGUAUUCUCAGUAUCAGCAGGGUCAAAGCCAACAGUACAGCUCCUACCGCUCCUCCCAGGGAGGCCCUGGAGCCCAGACACAGAGGCCCUAUACCUACGAACAGGGUCAGUAUGGAAAUUAUCAGCAAUGAGGUUCCACCUUGUUUUUCUCUUAAAAGAGAGUGAAAAAAUAAACGGUUCUACAGGGUGUCGCUUGCUCAGCCGGAUCAGUAGAUCUGGCUGCAUCCGAUUAAUUAUUCCCUCAUUAAUCAUCUUUCUAGCCAAGAAUACAAACUCUAGUCAAAUGUGAUGCUUUCUUCAUCUGUUUUGCUCCCUACAGUGGUCAUAAAAACAAGGUAGUCCAUUUGAACCUUUUAUAUGGAUUAAAUAGGGUACUAAAAGUAGCAGUAAGGAAAUUCGACGAGCUGCAGCCAAUCGCCUGUAUAAUUCUAUUAUUUUGCUGUCUAUGCCUUUCACGUGUCUUUUAAUGUUUAUUGUAUUUAACAAGCCUCUUCUUAUUGAUUAGUUUGGUGCACAAAGCAGGCUUGUGAGACUGUGGUAACAAAAAAAAAACUGAUUAGCCUUGAAUGAAUUGUUCGUUGAUAUUUAUCUUAAAGAUUAAGUGCAGCUCUUGCUUUAAUUCCUAGUUGAGACGCUGUUUUAUCUCCUGCUAAAGGAAAUACAUUUUAUGAAGGUGAAAACGUUGGUCCUUAAACCUGACUUGAUCAGGGAGUUUGUCUGUUAGUCCAACUGUGAUGUGUUGCUGUGUGGUCUAACAUUAUGUGUUUUCACUCUAUACUUAUGUCUUUCUGAGGUAUUCGACACAGUAGUUAGCCAACUGAUCCAGACCUAAAGGUGUGUAUAAGUAUCCAUAGUCAUACAGAUUUGUGGCAGUAGUUUUGGUAUUUAUUUUGGGUGGCAUUCCUCUAAACAGACUACAGUUAUUGUAUUGUAUUGCGGAGUUUAGAGUUAGUGUGAUGCCAAUCAUUAAUGAUUUUACAUAAAAACACAUUGCCACUUUGUCUGCACUUUAUUUUUGCAGUGACAGUGUAUGUAUUGUCAGUUGUUUUGUAUUGUUGUGCAAUUCAGGCUCUUUUUAACAAAUAAUCCUCAAAAAGCCAAAGUAACACAGGAACAGAAUGGUAACACAUCCUGCACCUCUACUUUAAAAAGUGCAAUACACUCAGACAGUUAGUCAUGUUGAGGUUGCUUUUUAUACUUUAAUACAUUAUUUGCAUUAUAUUUUGAAAAUCUUUGAUGUCAAAGGUCUGGUUUGUCUAAUGUUAUGUUGCAGGUUUCAACUCACAUGUCAUAUUUAAGAACAUUAUUUCCGUAAUCAUAUGACUUUUUGGACAGAUGUGAACUUUAUCACAAACAUAAAACUUACUACUUCAACAUACUUUUUCCAGUGAGCACUUUUAUUAAUAUAUUUUGUAUUAGAUGGAAAAACAAGUAACAGGGUUUUUAAGGUUCAUUGCAGUAUAUUCUGUAGUAACUCAACUUAUCUCAGAGGGGUAAAAUAACGUAAUAGUUGCAGAGUUAUUCAAGAAUGGGAGAAACCUGGCUGUCAAACAGCUAAAUAACUAUGUAGCUGCCACUCAACAGGGACAAUCACAGGCUUAUACUACAAUGAAUUUGUAUCAGUGUUUUUCAUUUGUAUGUGAACUGAACAUGUAUGGCAAGUCUUUUGUAGUUCAAUGUAAUGUGUAUGCACUGAUGUGGUUGAAUGUGCGGUACGCCUUUUUUGUGUGUGUGUGUGUGUGUGUGUGUGUGUGUGUGUGUGUGUGUGUGUGUGUGUGUGUGUGUGUGUGUGUGUGUGUGUGUUGUGUGUGUGUGUGUGUGUUGUGUGUGUGUGUGUGUGUGUGUGUGUGUGUGUGUGUGUGAGUGUGUGAGAGAGAGAGAGAGAGAGAGAAAGGAAAACGGUGAGAGCGAAGUUUGAUGCGCAUAAUCCAAAUAUGAAUGUUAUGUUCUUAUCUAUUGUAAGUCUGCAUUGCCUGAUCUUUUCUGCUGUCUUUUGUUACUGUUUGUUAUAUAAAAAUAAACUGACAUUCACCUUUU